Microplitis mediator is the source of this 3699-nucleotide messenger RNA. It is a transcript of the gene CycY, whose product is annotated as cyclin-Y-like protein 1. The transcript has 5 exons. Gene Ontology annotation, cellular component: plasma membrane. The coding region runs from base 796 to 1824 and encodes 342 amino acids. The record is from RefSeq and is a predicted model, not a curated record. Gene Ontology annotation, molecular function: protein kinase binding; cyclin-dependent protein serine/threonine kinase activator activity. NCBI's taxonomy places the organism in Eukaryota, Metazoa, Arthropoda, Insecta, Hymenoptera, Braconidae. Gene Ontology annotation, biological process: regulation of canonical Wnt signaling pathway; regulation of cyclin-dependent protein serine/threonine kinase activity.
AUCCCACACAUUCAAACAUUGGCAUACUCCAACGCCUUGAUAGUGUGUCAAUCUCUCCUUUUUUCUCUUCUCCUCUAUCCUUUCAUAUAUUAUAUAUUUAUAUAUCAUAUACAUAUAUUUUUUUUUAUUAUCUUUAUACAUGAAUAUUAUUUCUACAAGUGUACAGUUCUACAUAGUAACAUAAAAAAUAAAAUAACAAAUUUAAAUAAACCCGCAGUGAAGACGUGGUACAGAAAAUAAUGGCGGACAUAAAAACCUUUGGGAUGUCUUGUAGUGCGGCUAAUUCCCGUAAAAGACUUUCCAUUGAUGGUUAAUUGACAUCCAAGUACUCGGUGUGUAUGUGAUACAUAAGUUUUAUAAUUAACCGGUAAUUUUAUUUAAAUUUGCACAAAGUCUUAACAAAAAAAACGAAGCAAAGAGAAAGAGAGUAGACUUGAUCUGGAACCUAUACUGGAACAAGAUUGAUACCUUGAUAAAAGAUGAUGAUAGAAACGAUAUGAAGACGAACGUAAUAACGAUGGCCCAGUUGAUUUAUCGUCAGGAUAAUAGAGACAAUAUCUCGAUCAGCUGAUCGAGAAUGUGUUUGAUGCGGGUCACCGACAUGUGAGAAUAAUUCAGGAACUCGGUAUUCCGCUCCUAUCGGCGGCAAUAAGACGCUGUCGAUAUUUUUUACGUUACACAACGUUUAUUUUAUCGCGUGUGUGUGUGUGCGGAUGUGUGAAAAAGUACAACAUUGAGAGAUAAUUAUUUAGACACCUUCUAGACACAUUGGAGGUGUGCUGAUUAACACGAGAAAUGGGUAAUAAAAAUAGUUGCUGUGGAUACUCUAGUCCUCAAGGGGGUAGAAAAGAUCCCAUUGGGGAAAGUGGCACGCGAACUCUCGAAGAACAUCUACCUGAAGGUGAAUUUAGUGUCACUAACUUACAACAUAUAAGUGAACGUGAACCUGAAGACUGGGACUCGGAUCCUUCAUUACAUCCUUGUGCUGGGACGAUAUUUAUGGAACGUUCCAAGCAAGCAAUCGAAAAUGGUAUGGUAAGAAAAAAAAGUCAACAUCAAAUUGCUGACACGAGGCCUCUGAAAAAGAGUAGCAGUUGCAGCACUAUUUAUUUGGAUGACAGUACGGUGUCUCAGCCAAACUUAAAAAAUACUGUUAAAUGUGUCGCACUUGCUAUAUAUUAUCAUAUUAAAAAUCGAACUUCCCAAAGGCAAAUAGAUAUAUUUGAUGAAAAAGUCCAUCCAUUAACUAGAGACGGAAUUGCGGAUGACUACGAUAAGCACAAUCCUGAGCAUAAGCAAAUAUAUAAAUUUGUAAGAACAUUAUUUAACGCCGCUCAAUUGACUGCUGAAUGUGCAAUCAUAACGCUUGUAUACCUUGAACGUUUAUUGACGUACGCAGAAAUAGAUAUAACGCCUGCUAAUUGGAAGCGUAUUGUUCUCGGUGCUAUUCUUUUGGCCUCAAAAGUCUGGGAUGAUCAAGCCGUAUGGAAUGUCGAUUACUGCCAAAUACUUAAAGACAUUACUGUUGAAGACAUGAAUGAACUUGAGAGACAAUUCCUCGAGAUGCUUCAGUUCAAUAUAAAUGUGCCGUCAAGUGUCUACGCAAAAUACUAUUUUGAUCUCCGUACUCUAGCAGAAGCUAAUGAACUAACAUUCCCCAGUGAACCCUUGAGCAAAGAUAAGGCUCAAAAACUCGAAGCGAUGUCCAGGAUGUAUGAAGACAAGGUCACUACUGAAGCACUGCGUAAUGGUAUUAAAAAAUGGUCAAGCUUGGACAAUGUUUGUACGGGUGGUCCAAGACGUAGCAUAGCCAUUCUAUCGUAAGAUGCCAAACGCUUAAAAGUACGUGUGAGAAUACACAAGACUUUUUUUUUAUCUUUUUGUUUUUCUAUAAGUAUGAAUCAUGUAUUUCCGACGAUGGGAGUUUCUGGGUAAAAAAAUUGUAAUGAUUAGAUUUUGACCGUAGUAUGAUGACAUUCCAUCGUAAAAUAGAGAGAAAAAAAAUUAAAAACAAGUUCUAGAAAGGAGUAAAAAGAGACUUAAAAUAUGAGUGAUGAAAGUGAUUUGUUACCAGGUUACUAUUAUUGAGAGACACACAGGUGAUUUUAUAACUGCGAUAUUGGUGAUUUAAUUGAUAAUUAUCGUCCAUAUGAAAGAGAAUAAUAAUCAAGUUCACGUCAAUUGAUUGAUAUGCAGUAGCAUUUAAUUGUAUGUUUUUUUUUUCCGCAUUUUAUGUAAACUCAUGAUUUGUAUUUUGAUAAAUCAGUUGACGUGGGGUCUGGAUUAUAGCAGAGAUAACUUACAGACCGUAAGUCAUAGAUAAGGAUAGACCCAUUCGUCUGAAGGCUUAGAUUUAAUACUAUGUGUGUAUGUGUGUUGUAUUUGUGUGAGUGUGUGACAAAUCAGUUGACAAUUUAUAGAAUUCGUCGUGUGACGUAAUUUUUUUUUAUAUAUCAGGUUAUUAGUUAUGAUUCGUCAUGAAGAUUUACUUCAUUCAGUCAAUUAACCGGUGAUGAAUUUUUUAGUAUGAAAGUAUUUAAUAAACUGACGAAUAAAAAAAAAAGAACAAAAUCAAGAUGUUAGAAGUAUCAAUAAAUUGUAAUCUUUUGACUAUUGACUACUGCGAAAUGAUAAAUUUUUUUAAGGAACUUAGUGCAAUCUCGGGAUAAACUUUUUUAAAAUAAUUAAUUUUAAUGAAAUGCUGAUUAAAAAAAAAGGUUUCUUGCUUGUUUAAAUAAUUGUAUACGCCAACAGCUUAUCAAGCUAAUUAAAAUAUUUCUUAUACAAUUUCUAGGACAAUUAUUGAAAGUAAUUUUUGCCAAUUUAUAUAUAUAUAUACAAAUAUAAAUAUAUUUAUAUGUUGCUCCAUCCUCGGACGAACGGGACUAGAUUAAAUGCCCCACUCUCUAUAUUUUUAUAAGACACAAUUUCUCCAUACGAGCGAAUUAUAUAGCGAAUGCACUUCUCUUUUAUCGAUAAUUUUAAUUUGUUUUUAUUUUUUAAAUAUUUCCGUGUGUAUAUGAAAACUAAUAGACGUCCAUUAAUAUCAUUGAGAUUAGAAAAUAAAUUUUUUAAAGUAAAAAAAAGCAAUACAGUUUUUAGAUCACGAAUUUUUUGCAUUUGCCUCAACUCAAUGUCUUGAUAAAUUUGCGAUUUAAAGUAAAAAAUAUAAAUAAAAUUUUAAUUACUUAAAAUAAUCGACUAUCCGCCGAUCACUAAUUAAAUAUUGUAUGCAUAAUUAAUUGCGUGUACUUGAUAACUGCGCCAAUGUUGAUACAAGGAUUUUUAUGUUAGUUAAAAUGACAAUGAAAAUGUCAAUAAAAAUAUUUGUACUUAUGUCUAGAAUAAUGUUAUAUAUAUACAAUAUAUAUGUGUAUGUAUAUUGAAUAUAUAUUACAAUUAUAAUUAUAAUUUAAGCCUUUUAAUGUCAUCAGGACGUAAAUCUGUUCUCAAUGCCGCUAUUUUUCUAACUUCAGCAGGAGUUAAGCGCCACGCAAUGGCAUCACUACCGCAAUAAUCAGCCAACUCUUCAACUUUUUCAAUACUUAAUAUUGUAGCUAUUUGUGUAAGCCGGGCAAAUUUAUCUCUUACUGACCACGAUGUUGCUGCGGCUAAAUAACUAGCCAGUGAUCUUAUUUCCUUGUCCAAAAUAAGUCCUCCAGCCUGUACAGAAUCAAAAUAAAUUUUUUUAUCGCUCAA